Molecule: messenger RNA, 4352 nt
Organism: Pleuronectes platessa (European plaice)
Lineage: Eukaryota; Metazoa; Chordata; Actinopteri; Pleuronectiformes; Pleuronectidae
Exons: 6
Coding region: 1540-4311 (923 amino acids)
Source: RefSeq, a predicted model, not a curated record
CUGUCUAAUAGAUCAUAUUAUUCUUAAAUGGAUCAAUUUGAAUAGUCAGGGGAAUCAAGAUUUAGCUCCCUGCGGUUCUGACAGUUAAUGGAGAAAAAAAAUGUUUUAAAAUAAUAUUUGGCUGCACGUCAGUGGGUCACUGCUACUUGAUGCAUUUGAAAUCCAUACCACAGUGAAGUUAGUCUGAUUACUCUAUGUAAGAAAAUGCAAAAGAUAGAUAUCUUAUUGGUUUUGAUGGAAAUGCUGGCAUCCACUAUAUAAAAUGUCAAGUGACCAAAAAAAGCAGCACACAUAGACAAACAUAAUCUUAGUAUAUAUGUAUGAUCACAAUUCUUUUUUUAAAAGCAGUUGAGCAAAGUGGUGUCAGCAGCCAAAGGGAAGUCACUGCUUUUUUUCAUUUUAAUUUUUCAUCCAACCCAAACCAGGUUCAGAUUAAAAACCAUAACCCCCAAACAUCUGGACAAUAUUGUUCUGGAGAAGCUAUGGUUUUUUCAGUGCUUUUUCCACUUUGGCACUAAAUCUGUGUUGUCGAUGUGUUUUUGUACUGUAGUACUGUAAAUUAAAGGUAGGUGUCACAGUGUGUUCACAGUAUGUGCACAUUUAUCAUCCUGUUAGGCCUGAAGAAGAACAAUAGACACCAUGAGCAUGUGUAUCAUUAGCUAUGACCCAUGCUAGUUGCUUUGAGAUAUUUACGGCAUUUUUCCUUAACGUGUGUAGAAUAUAAUACACUCAUUUUACAGGCACUGGUUUAGCAAACAUAUCAGGGUCAUAUAAACCCUAUUAAAAUGCCAUGAAAUGUUAGGUCCAUUUCUAUAACACUAAUGUGAGUGCUACAUUAGUUUUAGCCAUUCUGCCUGUUAAGCCCCGCCCCUAUCAGCUCAACUGGUAACACCUGCUGUGGUUGGGUGUUUGAAUGGUGUAAUUGGCACCAGGCCUCAUGUGGCCAGUCUUUAAAAGUGAGUGAGAACAGAAAGGCUACGUUUUCGCCUCAGACCUGUGCAUUAUUCCUUUCUAUUGUUUCUGAUGGCGUGGAGCGUGGGCAGUAAAGGUUUACUAUGGUUUGGACUUUUUGUGGUUGCUAGUUCAUUUUGCAGUUGUAGCCCCCUGACGAGGCUUAAGGCACUGGAUAAAUUAAAAGAAAAGUCGAUGAUUAGCAGAGGAAGUGGUCUGCGACAUGGACGACUCCUCAUCGGGCAAAACUCUCUGCAAGGUGCAAAAGUCAAAGCAAUCGGUACCUCAAUGGAACUCCUGGAUUUAGAUGUUGAUUACCAAGCUGACAUGGGUAAGUUUGAAGUUCUGCAUAUAAUUCUGUAUAAAAUGUACCUCAUGACUUUUAAUUGAUUGUAACCUUGCAAACUUUUAAUUAAAUUUGUACGAAAAUGGGGAAACAUUUAAUUAACGGCAUUAUUUUUUAAAGGUUGGGGAGAGCCCAAACAAUAUAAACGACAAGGUGACUACUCGUCAAGCCCAAAGCCAGGCGAGGCAGUGGUGGAACAACUCCUUGAACUGGAACCAAAGGUUGAAUGUACAGGAGACUCCAUGAAGCUUCAAAUCCAAGGUGCUGCCUCUACCCCUGGAUCUCUCUUCUGUGUGGACCGAGGAAGCAACCUGUCUCCACUGCCCCUGUCCAAUUUGCCACAAAGCUGUGGUUACACAAUCCGGUCAACAAGGAGAGACUUUGUCUUGGUUGCACCCUAUGACGGUUGCUUUGUUGCUCAUGAGGAGGAUAGCUAUGUUCUCCCCUUGCGUUGGUGUGGGUUACCGGUGAGGAUGUCAUGUCCUGUGAUGAAGCCUUCUGCACCUAACCCUCCGAUGGUCACCUGCCACUCUGAGGGGAUGGUUGUCAAGACCGACUGGAUGAUCUCUGCUGCUAAAAUUAUAGUAAAGUUGAAUGAUGUCUGGGAGCCUUUGCUGAGCGCCUCAGCCAAAUGUGGGUUCGUUAUAGUUGUUCUUCCUGAUGGUGUUGCCAUCUCUGCUCGCUAUGCGCCCUGCCUGAAGAAAAGGGAUGGUCUGUACACCCUGGAACUCUAUGGAGAUGGAGAAACCAAAAUUUCCUGUCCAUCUCUGUCAGCAACUGAACCUGAACUCACAAAAAGCCCACCAAACUAUCCAGGACCGCAAACUGAAGUGCCAAGCAAAGGGGUACAUCACUUGACCCCAUCUCAUAGUUCUGGUUCACCUCCUUAUCAAACUUUUGCUAAGAACCAAGAGGCACCUCACAAAAAACCAGACGAGGGUCCAAAGGAUAUUGCUCGUCCUCAAAUGCCAGACUAUCCUUCGUACCCACAUUUCUUCUACCCUUAUCCAGAUCCUAAACCUGUAACUACUGCGCAGCCACUGUCGUCUCCUUUAACCAAGACAAGUGAGGUGCAAUCCAAACAAACUCUCCUCCCAUCAAAUCUGCCAAUGGCACCUGAAGGACAAAUGCCCCAGAAAUUCCUUCCUUUCUAUGUCUGGCCAUCUCAACCUCUACAAUUGCCUGUUGAAAAAGAGACUCGAGUAGACUCUUCAGCCACCCAACCACCUAAAGUCAAAGUGGAAGACCCCUUUUAUCAUUAUCCAUACUAUUUUAAUCCCGUACAGAUGCUUGAAAACCCUACUACGCAGUCACCAGUAACUAAACCACCGCCAGGUAAAUUUCCUGAAUAUGUCCCAUCUGGAACUACUCAAAAACCUCAAGAACCCACUUCAAGCAAACCUGAGAACCAUGAAUACAAACCACAACCGCUAACUCCAGUUGCUCAGGAACCUCGCAGACAGAUGUACCAGCCGUUCUACCCAACCCCAUUUUACACCCCCUUAUGGCCUCAAGGCCCUUACCAGCCACAAAUGCCACCCACAAAGCUGACUCCUACACUGGCUCCAAAGGGCCAAUUGAACCCUGGGACAUCACACCCCCAAAUCCCUGGGAAAUUGUCAACCAGUAAACCACCUUCAGCUCCACAGAGCAAAGUGCCAUCACAACCUGAAGCUCCUGCAGCCAAAGUACAACAGCAGGUCUAUCCCUUCGUCAACCCUUCUAAAGGCAAAGUGUAUGAUCCUUUUAACCCUUAUUACCCACAGCAGCCUCAGCAGAUAACAUUACCCGCUACUACCUCCACACCGAGACCACAACCUAUCCAAGAACCUAUUUAUGGUGGUAAUGUCCACCAAGGUCCACAACCAGGCUCUCCCUAUAUGCCCCCUUUCUACUGCCCUCAAUCCUGCCCAUCUGGCAUUUAUAAUUGCUGUCCACAAUUUGCUUUUCAUCAACACCUGCAUCAAUAUGUUCCAGCUGGACUUGGCAGUCAAAAUGCUCCUCUAGUCUAUCCAGCGAUGCCAUAUCUCUCUUCAUUGGGAUAUUCUAGUUCUGGUAGGGGCUUGGGUGAUCCCGCUCCAGAGCUAACUGAGGAAACUACCCAAGUUUCUGCAACCACUUUACAACAGGCCCUUCCACCUCAGAAUGAACAACUGCCAUAUCUCCUGCCACCAGAUGGCAACAACGCUGUGCCUGUUGUCAGUGUACCUAUAAAUCAGAGGCCAAACUACCCUUAUUUUGUACCCAAUAUGUAUCCACCUCAAAGCCAGUCAGCAGUUAAUUACAAUGCACCCUCUGGACCCCAGCCUCCUGGUAAUUGGCAAGGAAAUCCAUAUUAUAUACAGCCCCCACAGUCGCAAAUGAGUCAACUAUUACCUUUUGGUGCUCAAUAUCUACAGCAUUUGGCAAACCAGCAAAGGGAGCCCAGAGCCACUGAACUAAAACCAUCUAAUGUAAACCACAGUGAUUCUGAAGAGCCAAUGCGAGCUAAAGUCAAAAGUGUAGCUGAUCGUUAUCUUGUCCCUAACCCCGUGCUUCAAGAUGCCCGAGCACCUAGUGCAAACUCCUCACAACAAUUUCUUAGUGCCUUAAAGAAAUCUACCACCCAUGAUCAGAUAAUCCAAACCGACGCUCGAUCAAAGAGUUAUGUGCUGCUACAGCAGGGCCCACCAGGUAGGGAGCGCAACAGUAAAACUGAAGAGCUGCUUGCUGACACAACCCUCCAGUCACAAAAUCUUAAACCCCAUAAUCGGUAUUCAAAUCCCCAACAGGAUAACCCCCCCUUUGGCUCUGCAAUGGAUGGCUCUCAUUUUGCACCAUUGCCCAGGGACUCUUUCAAUACACCGCAUAUAAAUCCUGAAGUAUUAGAAAAAAUGUGGCAACUCGGGCGAACCUUCGGCUACAACCAAAGGAUUCCCUCCCCUGCUCCUGGAGAGGAAUUUCAAGGACGGCGCUCAGCAGCUGACCAAAGGGACUGGAACUAUGCACCCAGAGAGGAAGAACAUCAGAACUAGAAACUAGUUGCAUUCAAUUUGAAUAAAUGAUUAAAACAGUA